Messenger RNA from Colletotrichum lupini, 3768 nucleotides. RefSeq lists its product as uncharacterized. Gene Ontology annotation, biological process: mitochondrial gene expression; mRNA stabilization; DNA catabolic process. The record is from RefSeq and is a predicted model, not a curated record. Lineage: Eukaryota; Fungi; Ascomycota; Sordariomycetes; Glomerellales; Glomerellaceae. The coding region runs from base 1 to 3768 and encodes 1255 amino acids. Gene Ontology annotation, cellular component: mitochondrion. The transcript is spliced from 12 exons. Gene Ontology annotation, molecular function: nucleic acid binding; endonuclease activity.
AUGGAGCGACGAGCCGGAAAUAUGGGGCACUUUACCGGCUCUGGAAGGACGAGAAUUUUGGCCGACAACAAUUCUUGUCGACAGGAAGCUCCCAGGUUCAACCACAGUCUCCAAGGAGUGCAGGGAGCUAACGCGAAGAUGGCCUCCCGACCUGCGUUUACAGCUUUGGGCUGUCUCCAGUGUCGCAACACUGUGUUACGAGCCGUCACUUCCAACUCAGCUACCUUUCUUCGAGCUCCCGCCAUUACAACUACCGCAAGCCUGCGACCUCGGAACCUGCAAAGAGCUUUCUCGAGCCUGCCCGAGGCACCCAAGACAUCAGGCGAAGUUCCUGCCCAUGCAACCGAAGCUGAAGCAAAGAUUGGGGAGAACGUCGGGGACCAGGUUGUCAGCGAAAAAGAAGAAACGCCAUGGUUCCUCGAGGUCGAGGCGCCUAUACAUCCACCGAAAGAAGAUGUGUCACCGUUACCCGAACUGCCGAGCAACCCACCUCCUAUCCUCGAGCCUCUAUUGAAGUAUGUCUACGAAGAAAUGGGACUGGAUGACCUUUCUCUCCUCGACCUGCGCGCUCUCGACCCGCCACCUGCUUUGGGACCCAACCUUCUCAUGCUCUUUGCAACGUCGCGAAGCGAGCGGCACUUGCACGUCUCGGCUUCCCGGCUAGUGAAGUGGCUCCGUUUUCACCACAAGAUCGAGGCAAACGCGGAUGGGCUUAUUGGUCCGGGCGAGCUGAAGACAAAGCUACGAAGAAUGAGGAGGAAGGCGAAGCUACUCGGCUCGAGUGCCAUGGUUGCAAAGGGCGGCGACGAUGGAAUCUCGACUGGAUGGAUCUGCGUCAACCUCGGUACCAGUGGAUCCACAUACAGCGAAAGCGAACGUUUCGAUUCUCAUGGCAAGAUGUCUGGCUUCGGUGGACCAGCCACUGGAUCUACCAUCAUUGUCCAGGUCAUGACCGAGUCUCGGCGUAACGAACUAGACCUCGAACGACUAUGGAGCCAACAGCUCGUACGAAGCGAGGCUCAAGAACGUAAACUGGCCGACGAAGACUCUUCCUAUCACAACCGAUACGGUGAUUUGCCGACGACCACGAUCCGAGCGCGGAAACCCAACUACGCAAACACGUCGCAGAGGAGAAACUUCUCCACAAGUCUCUCUCGGCCUUCGACCGACACCGAGCAGGCGGCUGUGGGCGCAAAAGACGCAGGUAUUACUCCUUCAGCAAGUUCGAGCCCUGUCACAGACCCGCUGAAUAAACAUCGCCAGCGAAUUGAGAAAAUCCGGUCGGAGGGGGAGCAGGUCAAGGUCGAGGACUGCUUGGGGCUCUUGAGAGGCAUCUUCCAGGCGCCCACAGCGGAGGGGGAUCAGGGCCAGGAUCAGGCGGACCUCGCCACCAAGGUUAUUGAGACGAUGCACCAACGGCAAAUGCCAGUCAUGGACCACGAAAUGCUCACGACAAUUAUCGAGGCGAUUGCAACAUCACCUGCGCGAGGCGGACCUGAGCAAGGAAAAUUGCGGGGCAUUCAAAGUAACUUGGAGUUUGUGAUGCUCAAGGGCAUGCAAUCUUGUCCCUCGGAAGCGCAACUCGUACGUCUUCUCCGAGCGUAUGCCAUUCAGCGGAACAUGGAUGAAUUUUGGGAGGUUUGGAGUCUUCCCCCACGAUACAGCGAACGCAGAGGGUCAGCAUUAUACCGGGAAGUGUUUCACAUCUUUGCACGCAUCAACAGGAGGUCUCUGAGCAUCGACGCCCUCCGGAGAUGUGUACCCGAGAUGAUUCUUGAGCAGCCCCCAGUGCUGCCAGACGAGACGAUCUGGCCCGACAUCAAGGCUUGCAUCCGUGUCGCCGACCCUAAUGCGGAACACAUCAGCGCUCACAUGGUAUCCGGCAGUAAAGUAGCCAACGACGGCAAGAAGACUGUCGAGUUGGAGUUUGUCAAGAUGUUCAAGGAGCUCGAGGCGUCCGAAGUGGAAUACGUCGACGGGACGGGUGACGGCAGGAGAAAUGUUCUUGGCGAGAUAGCGCGCCUGCAAACAAGGGCGUCUCUGGUCCGAUGGCGGAACUCGGCGCUCACCGAUGUUGACCGAUUCAAACUUCAAAUGUACCUUACUGUAAUAACAACAACGCCAACUACGGAUAGACGGCCAUGUUACAAAAUAUCGCACUGGUCUAAAGACCUGCACGAAUGGGUAAUGCGACUCUGCAACUCGCCUCCUCCGGCGUUGACCUUCCUAUUCGGGAAGUGCUCCGUCUUAUCUCUGGCGUUUCCGCCUCAACUUGCUGGAGAGAAGCAUCUGAACAAUCAGCCGAGCCGUGUCAAUCUGCGUCGUCUGAACAUGCAGGUUGUAUCCCGGCCCCUGGUCCAUCACACGCAGACAUUUUCCACUCUGACUCUCCGCUCUCUCUCUCUCUCUUUCGCGCCCGGAUAUCGGCAUAGCAUGGCAAUGAAACGCCCUCCGCAGUCUGGAUCGACGCUCCAGGUUAACCUUAGCCCGGUACUUAUCCUCCAAGGCCUGCUUCCCGCACCUCGCCUGUCUUGCCGUGCCAACACAGCCUAUCUUACUCCCUUUACCGCCUCCAUGGAACAUACAUCGAUCAUGGAAAAUGCUACAUAUAACCCGCAUCGCUCCCUCACCGUGACAUUCUCCUCCUCUCUUCCCGCUCGCCAAGGACACAUCUCCCGCCCUUCAUAUCCAUCUUCCUUGCCCUCCUCUUCCUUCUCCCCUCGUCCCUCAUUCUUCCCACACGGUAGCAAUCCCACGGCACAAAAAGCCAUGGCUCGCCUCACCCCCCUCACCCUCCUGGCAGCCGCCGCCCUCCCCAAGGCCGCCCUCGCCUGGGGCUCCAUGGGCCACGCGACAAUCGCCUACAUCGCCACCAACUUCGUCGCCCCCGAGACCAAAACCUACUUCCAGCAGCUCCUGGCCGACACCACGGACGACUACCUCGCCAACGUCGCCAGCUGGGCCGACUCGUACCGCUACACCACCGAGGGCGCCUUCACCUCCACCUUCCACUACAUCGACGCCCUCGACGACCCCCCGCACUCGUGCGGCAUCGACCUCGACCGCGACUGCGGCCCCACGGGCUGCAUCGUCUCCGCCCACGCAAACUACACCAACCGCCUGCUCCAGCAGCCCGCGCUCUGCCUCGAGCAGCGCCAGAUCGCCGCCAAGAUGGUCAUCCACUUCACCGGCGACAUCGGCCAGCCCCUGCACUGCGAUAACCUCGAGCUCGGCGGCAACGGCAUCGCCGUCGAGUUCAACGGGUCCAGCACGAACCUGCACGCCGCGUGGGACACCAACAUCCCGCAGUCCAUCACGGGCACGGGAAGCAGCGUGCUCGCCGUCGCGAAGUCGUGGGCCUCGAAGCUCAGCACCGAGAUCAGCUCUGGCGACUUCAAGACGGCGUCAAAGUGCUGGAUUGGCGGGCUGAGCCUCGAGGACCCCGAGUCGCAGGCGCUCGCGUGGGCGACGGAGAGUAACAAGUUUGUGUGCUCUGUCGUUCUGCCGGAUGGUCGUGAGGCUGUGGAGGGCAAGGAUAUCAGUGGCGCGUAUACGACGAAUGCGCAGCCUACUGUUAGCAUGCAGGUCGCCAAGCAGGGUUACAGCGGUGCCAGACCAAACAAGAUAAUCCAUAAUGAGAUGAUGGUCACUGCUAUGAAGCAGCGACUGGGAGCUUCACUGCUGCUCGACUCUACGACUUGCUCUCUCAAAACCCAGCGCGCUUCUUCGCUUUGUUUUCGAUAUGAGGAACAGUCCGAUGAAUUUUGA